Messenger RNA from Ilex paraguariensis (yerba mate), 1455 nucleotides. NCBI's taxonomy places the organism in Eukaryota, Viridiplantae, Streptophyta, Magnoliopsida, Aquifoliales, Aquifoliaceae. The record is from the annotation of a GenBank genome assembly.
AACUUUAUGAGAGAACCCAACCAUUGUACGUCAGAUGAGCAGAUACUCUUUUAGUUUUCUUGAGUAAUUGUGCAUUCCAUUUUCCCUUUACUUUUCCCUGAUAUGGACUUUGUGGGUAUUCCUUCAUUGAUAACUCUCCCAACUGAAAGGAUCUUAUCUAGGGGGUUGAAGAUGUAUGUUGUUGAGAGCAAAGGAGGUGCUAUAGUAUGUAUGCUGUUUUCUCUUUUCUUCUUGGGUACAUGGCCUGCUAUUUUGACUCUCCUGGAAAGGCGUGGCCGUCUUCCUCAGCACACUUACCUUGAUUACACCAUCACUAAUCUUUUGGCUGCUGUAAUCAUUGCUUUCACAUUCGGUGAGAUCGGGAAGAGCACACCAGAGCAGCCAAAUUUCUUGAUUCAGCUUUCUCAGGACAAUUGGCCAAGCGUUUUGUUUGCAAUGGCUGGUGGGAUAGUCCUCAGUGUCGGAAACCUGUCAACACAAUAUGCUUGGGCCUUUGUUGGUUUAUCUGUGACUGAGGUGAUCACUUCAAGCAUAACUGUUGUUAUAGGCACAACAUUGAAUUACUUCUUAGAUGACAAAAUCAAUAGAGCUGAAAUUCUUUUUCCUGGUGUUGGAUGCUUUUUGAUUGCUGUCUGUCUGGGCUCUGCUGUUCAUGCAUCCAAUGCCGCAGACAAUAAAGCGAAACUUGGUAAUUUGUCAGAUGUUCACAAAAAUGGGACAGGAGCUGGGACAUCUGUGACUAUAGUAGAAACAUAUCCAAACGCAGUUGCAAUGAAGGAUCCGGAAAAUGUAACUGGCACCAAGGAGAGGGCAAAAUUUGGAACUGCAGAAUUUCUCGUUGAGCUUGAGAGCAGAAGGUCCAUAAAGGUGUUCGGGAAGAGCACUUUUAUUGGCUUGUCCAUCACUUUCUUUGCAGGAGUUUGUUUUUCCCUCUUCUCACCAGCAUUCAACCUUGCAACAAAUGAUCAAUGGCACACUUUGAAACAUGCAUUCAACCUUGCAACAAAUGAUCAAUGGCGCACUUUGAAACAUGGUGUCCCCCACUUAAGUGUUUACACUGCAUUUUUCUACUUCUCGGCCUCUUGUUUUGUGGUUGCCACCAUUCUGAAUAUCAGCUUCCUGUAUUACCCUAUUCUAAAAUUACCUCGAUCAUCACUAAAGGCUUACUUGUCAGACUGGAAUGGCAGAGACUGGAAUGGCAGAGGUUGGGCCUUUUUGGCUGGACUUUUGUGUGGGUUCGGGAAUGGACUCCAAUUCAUGGGAGGUCAAGCAGCUGGAUACGCGGCAGCAGAUGCUGUUCAGGCACUUCCACUUGUGAGCACCUUUUGGGGCAUACUUAUUUUUGGAGAGUAUCGGAAAUCGUCAAGAAGAACAUAUGUAUUUCUCGUGGGCAUGUUGUCUAUGUUCAUUGCUGCUGUUGGGGUUCUCAUGGCAUCAUCGGGGCAUCGGAAAUGA